AUGAGCAUCUAUGAAUCUAUCGGCACGACUCUGUCUUUUCUCAGUCUGAUAUGGAUUCCGGCCACGCUGCUAUGCUGCUUACCAUGGGUCCAGAAACAAAUGCUCUAUCUCCAUAACUUCACGUUCUUCCCCGGGAAAUGGUUGACGCAGCCUGAAAGAGCCGGAUUUCUAAAAAACCAGGUCAUACCCUUUCGCAUUACUUCGAAAGACGGAGAGCGACUCUUCGCAUGGCUUAUAGCACCAUUGGGUAUAUAUGCUAAAAAUGCCGAUGCGUUCAUCGGGGAGAAGACAGGCAUCGACGUAGAGAAUACAGUUGCCUGGAAUGCGCUACGCAACGACCCGGAAGCCAGACUACUCAUCUACUUUCACGGGAAUUCUGCGACUUUAGCACAGGAGCGCCGCACGAUAGAGUAUCGAUCCUUCUCUGCUGGAGCGUCGGAGAAGAUGUUUGUUCUAGCAUUCGACUAUCGCGGCUUUGGCAUCUCAACAGGCGAACCCUCGGAAUCUGGUCUACUGAACGAUGCAGAGGCUGUUAUUGACUGGGCUUUGAAGACUUGCCUGAUACCUCCCGAGCGAAUCGUACUUUUGGGACACUCACUAGGGACCGCUGUCGUAUCAGGCAUUGCACACCGUUACGCGACCAGUCUCGGCAUAGAGUUCGCUGGCCUCAUUCUGUGCGCAGCCUUUACGAAUGCUGGAAACGCAUUUUCGUCAUAUUCGAUCGGUGGCGUUGUGCCUGUUCUUGCGCCUGUGAAGGUGUUCCCUGCCUUCCAGGCCUGGUUUGCCCGCAGGAUGGUAGAUACCUGGCGAAGCGACGAUCGACUGGCAACAAUGGCGCGUACCUGCUCGAGGUUCAAGCUGGUCCUUGUUCAUGCCGAGAGCGACCAGACCAUGCCAUGGCACGAAACGGAAGCGCUCUUCCAAUCGACACUUCGGGCCGCCAAAGACGCGAGUCCGAAUGAAGACGGCCUCAAGAGUCUUGAGGUGGUGGAUUUGGGCGAAGCCGGACGACAAGAGGUUUGGCAGAGCAAUUCGCGCAGCAUCUCGAAGACGAUUGCUAAGCACGGCGGUACGUACUCGUCCUGA
This is a messenger RNA of Alternaria novae-zelandiae, 1086 nucleotides long. RefSeq lists its product as uncharacterized. The record is from RefSeq and is a predicted model, not a curated record. The coding region runs from base 1 to 1086 and encodes 361 amino acids. NCBI's taxonomy places the organism in Eukaryota, Fungi, Ascomycota, Dothideomycetes, Pleosporales, Pleosporaceae. The transcript is spliced from 4 exons.